Molecule: messenger RNA, 2179 nt
Organism: Apodemus sylvaticus (European woodmouse)
Lineage: Eukaryota; Metazoa; Chordata; Mammalia; Rodentia; Muridae
Gene: Lrrc75a
Product: leucine rich repeat containing 75A
Exons: 4
Coding region: 200-1219 (339 amino acids)
Source: RefSeq, a predicted model, not a curated record
GCGGCGAGCGCCGGGAGAGCGCGCCGGGGCAGCGAGGAGGGAGGAGCGAGGGGAGCGCGGGCCGCAGCCGCCCCCGCCCCCGCCCCGCGCCCGCGCCUCCCGCGCGCAACAGUUCCCCCAAAGUUGCGGCCGGGGAGGCGCGAAGCCGGCGGGGGACGCGGCCUUAUCCCGGCGCGCGCAGCCCCAGGCGGGCGGCGGCAUGGGCACUCGGCAGACCAAGGGCAGCCUGGCGGAGAGAGCCAGCCCGGGCGCGGCGCCCGGCCCCCGCCGCGAACGACCCGACUUCUGGGCGUCGCUGCUGCUGCGCGCCGGGGACAAGGCGGGGCGCGCGGGCAGUGGGCUACCCCCCUACCACCGGCGCGUCGGCAUGGUCCAGGAGCUGCUGCGGAUGGUGCGCCAGGGCCGGCGGGAGGAGGCGGGGACGCUGCUGCAGCACCUGCGCCAGGACCUGGGCAUGGAGUCAACCUCCCUGGAUGAUGUGCUGUAUCGCUAUGCCAGCUUCCGGAAUCUGGUGGACCCGAUCACACACGACCUCAUUAUCAGUCUGGCACGCUACAUCCACUGCCCCAAGCCGGAAGGUGACGCAAUGGGUGCCAUGGAGAAGCUGUGCCGACAGCUGACCUAUCACCUCAGCCCUCAUUCACAGUGGAGGAGGCACCGAGGGCUGAAGAGGAAGCCACAGGCCUGUCUUAAGGCCCUCCUAUCUGGGAAUCCUCCAGACAACAUGGUGGAUCUGUCAGGCAUCCCACUGACUUCACGGGACCUGGAGCGGGUGACCAGCUAUCUUCAGCGCUGCGGAGAGCAGGUGGACAGUGUGGAGCUGGGCUUCACGGGCCUCACCGAUGACAUGGUCCUGCAGCUACUGCCAGCACUCAGUACCCUGCCUCGUCUCACCACACUAGCCCUCAAUGGCAACCGACUGACCCGGGCUCUGCUGAGGGACCUCACUGACACCCUGAAGGACCCCAGCAAGUUCCCCAAUGUCACAUGGAUUGACCUUGGCAACAAUGUGGACAUCUUCUCACUACCCCAGCCCUUCCUGCUCAGCCUGCGGAAGCGCUCUCCAAAACAGGGUCACCUACCAACCAUCCUAGAGCUGGGUGAGGGGCCAGGUACUGGGGAAGAAGCCAGGGAAGGUACCAGUCAGCAGGACCCUACAGGGAGUCCUGUGACACCUGCCAGGGACCAGGAGAGUAGGGAGGCUCUGACUCAGACAUGACAUAGAAAUAGGGUUCCCAACCAGGGAGUCCUUCUGGAUGGCCGAGGCAAGUUAGGAGUCCCUCCUAUCAAGACAAUGUGUGGACAGCCCUAUCCAGCUCUCACCAGGAUGAGAUCAGAGUACUAACCAGUUGUCCUCAAACCCAACUCCCAGUACUUGCUCAAGGGGCUCAGAUGUCUGGACCAAAAGUUCCUUAUUGGGCCCACUUAUAAUUUAGGCAAGUAACUUAGGCACCUACUCCAAGACUCUUGGAGCAGCUACACUUCCUAACUCCCAGGGCCUUUUUGAAGGCCGUUGUUUCAGAAUACCUAGUGUGGAAAAAAAUCCAGUCCAAGCCACAGACCUCGUAUUAGCUGUCAAUGUUACUGUGCAGGGCAGUACUGUGCCUAGCCCCUUACCCACCAACCAGCACAACUUUCUCUACCAGCUGUUUCAGGCCCUUCACCCAUAUCUGGUCCCUGUAUUGGCUUCUCAAAAACUCUACAAGGCUCUAGAGCUAGUUAGCAAAGAGUAAAACCUGGAGGUUCCUAACACCCUUAAACACUCCUAGACCCUAACAGUGAGCUUAAGCCCAAGAGAACAGUUUUGAAUCGAGUGGUCAAGUUCUGAAAUCUUAUUGGGAAGCAGUUUUACAGGCCAGGUAAGCAAACAGGAUCUGGAGUCUUUCGCAAGGUACUGCACAAAUGCAGCCGUGGACAGGAACUGAGUGUGGGUGCCUCGUGCUUUGGAACCUUUGCCCAAGUCAGGUUGUGAAAACAGCCUAGACUGACCAGAAGUUUACAGUGCUAAAGCUGGACUGCUUAACACCUGACACUCUUCAAAUACAUGUUUUUAAGGACCAAGACUGUGCUUUAUUAUGCAUAGCACUCUUUGAUGGUUAACUGUACACACAUCUUAAAGAAUCCAACCAACACGCUGGCAAUCAGCUUUAUAAACAAGUUUAUUAAAAGGUGCAAAAGA